Molecule: messenger RNA, 1622 nt
Organism: Ictidomys tridecemlineatus (thirteen-lined ground squirrel)
Lineage: Eukaryota; Metazoa; Chordata; Mammalia; Rodentia; Sciuridae
Source: RefSeq, a predicted model, not a curated record
UUUAAGAAAGUAUAGUUAACUGGAGCUGGGGAAUAGCUCAGUGGUAAAGCACUUGCCUAGCAUGCACAAGGCCCUGGUCCUGGGUUUCAAUCAUCAGCCUCACAGAACAGUUUACUAUGUUCUUUUCUUUGAAACAACCAUGUUAGGGAGAGAAAUUAUUCCCUUUAGUUUGAAUAGUAGUGCUUCUGAAUUGCUUGGAAGUAGUUACAUAUGAAUCUUUGUAUAAACUUGUAUCUCUCUCAUUUAAAAGAAGAGAUGAAGGAAAGGAAUUAGCCCAUUAAUUAUUUAAAAUACUUGGUGCAACUAUUCCUAUGAAUUAAUCCAAGCACUUGGAAGACAAUUACACUCAGUAUUAAUAACUUUGCCAACCUUUUCCAGUAUGCUGCACUCCAAAUACCAUUGUGUUUUCAUUGACAACAUUCACUAUUACAUAUGCAUAUGAAAAACAGGCAUUUUCAUCAGAAUUACUGUAAUAGUAUUAAGAGAUUAUUAUUUUUUCCAAUUUGCUUGGAAAAAAUUUACUUAAAUUAGAUUAUUUAUUACUUGACUGCUUUCCUAUCUUGCCUGUAUGUUUAAGUAACUGGAGUCCAUAGAAGUAUAAACUUCAGAAUAUAAAGCAUGAUUUUAUACAUUAAUGAUUUCAAAUAAAAGAGGAGGGCUAUUUUCCUGCAUCACUUCUUUCAAGAAAGUUAAAUCUGUGUUCUGCUUAGGAGAGAUAACACUUUUUGUCCCUGUAGGUGGCCCCCCUGGUGUAGCCAUUAGUUGCUAAUUACUUGCAAACAAAUAAACAAUUAACUCCUUAAGCUGCUGGCUGGGCAAGAGUUCAUUGACAUGCUAAAACUUCUAAAACAAGAUUUUAAUUAGUGACGUUCUAAAUCCAGCCCCCUUGUCAGCCGAGCUAUAAAUUGAGCUGCAGGAAGAUUCCAGCCCUGUACGAGAGGGGCCAAGCCUUAAGAAAGGCCAGAGCUUUUGCUCUGUAGCCCGUGAGAGGAUGUCUCCCAGCCUUCAUGAAGGUGCUCAGCUUAGGGAAAGCAAACCCUCACCUUGUUCCUUUUCAAUUGAGAGCAUCUUAGGACUGGACCAGAAGAAAGAUUGUGUUCCAUCCAUGAAACCUCACAGGCCCUGGGCAGACACCUGCAACUCCUCAGAGAAAGAUGCUAACCUAUGUCACGGCUCGAGUCUUCCUAAUGGGAUCUCAUUUCCUUGUAUGGUGGAUCACCCAAUGCCAGAAGAAAGAGCUUUGAAAUAUGAAAAUUACUUUUCAGCCUCAGAAAGAUUAUCUUUGAAAAAAGAGUUGAGUUGGUAUAGAGGCCGAAGACCUAGAACUGCUUUUACCCAAAACCAGAUUGAAGUAUUGGAAAAUGUCUUUAGAGUAAACUGCUAUCCUGGAAUUGAUAUCAGAGAAGACUUAGCUCAAAAAUUGAACCUUGAAGAAGACAGAAUCCAGAUUUGGUUCCAAAAUCGGCGUGCAAAACUGAAGAGAUCCCAUAGAGAAUCACAGUUUCUAAUGGCGAAAAAAAAUUUCAACACAAAUAUCCUGGAAUAGGUAGAAAAUUAAACAUGUGAAAUUAUCUUCCAAUUGCAGAGCAUGAGAAAUAAAUGCAAAUAUCAAGUGUUAAAAA